GCCAGCUUUUUGAACGGUUCUUUGAAAGAAACGACUCACCAAGAUCCGGCUCCACUCAAAGAGCCCUAAAGCCCAUCUCUAGGUCAUGUGACUUAUGAGCCACUUCUCACCCAGCACUCAUAGUAUGUUGUGAUCGACAGAGUGAAAACAUGAGAGCGUGGGUGGAAACGUUCCUGCUACUGUUGGCCGCUGCGGUUCCAGUCCAAACACGGAGAUGCUCGUCCUUUUUCUGCACAAAAUACCGCAAUAUCAGCAGCCUCAAUGGCGUGGACCCUGGCUCUCCUCUUUUUAUCACUCCUUACCUGGAGAAGGGCGCCAUUGAUGAAGCCAGGACCUUAAGCCAGGUUGGAGAGCUACCUGGUGAAAACGUGAAGAGUUAUGCUGGUUAUCUUACAGUCAACAAGAAAUACAACAGUAAUCUCUUCUUCUGGUUCUUCCCUGCACUUAUGCCUUCCCAGAAGAAGGCCCCGGUUCUGCUGUGGCUCCAAGGUGGUCCCGGUGGCACCUCACUGUUUGGGCUCUUUGUGGAACAUGGACCCUAUGUGGUUUAUAAGAACAUGACGGUGGGACUGAGGGAUUACGCGUGGACCCAAAGAUAUUCUGUGUUAUACAUUGAUAAUCCAGUUGGAACCGGUUACAGCUUCACUGAUGACGAUAGAGGUUUUGCUCAGAAUCAGGAUGAUGUUGGGAGAGAUCUAUACAGUGCUCUCACACAGUUCUUCCAACUCUUUCCUGAAUAUCAGUCCAAUGAGUUCUAUGCUACUGGAGAGUCAUACGCUGGGAAGUAUGUUCCUGCCGUCUCAUACUACAUCCAUAAAAACAACCCCACCGCCAAGGUGAAGAUCAACUUUAAAGGCAUGGCCAUCGGCGACGGCCUGUGUGACCCGGAAAUGAUGUUGGGUGGCUAUGGCGAGUUCUUGUACCAGACGGGCAUGAUUGACGAAGUCCAAAAACAGUACGUCAUCAAGCAGACCGACCUGGGGGUCAAACUCAUCCAACAGCAGGAAUGGCUAGAAGCCUUUAAGGUUUUUGACAGCUUACUAAAUGGUGACGUGGCACCAUAUCCUUCCUUCUUCCAAAAUGCAACAGGCUGCACCAACUACUUCAACUACUUGUUCUGCCAGGAACCCAAAGACCAGGAAUACUUCAGCACCUUCGUGACGCUUCCAGAGGUGCGCCGCGCCAUCCACGUGGGCGCCCUGGAAUUCCACGACGGCUCGCAGGUGGAGAAGCACCUGCUGCAGGACGUGAUGAAGAGCAUCAAACCGUGGCUGGGUGUGCUGAUGGACAACUAUAAGGUGUUGAUGUACAGCGGUCAGCUGGAUGUGAUCGUGGCGGCUCCUCUGACCGAGAGGUUCCUGCCCACCGUCAACUGGACCGGAGCGGAGGAGUACAGGACGGCCCCUCGCUUCCACUGGAAGGUCCAGCCCAGUGACACGGAGGUGGCUGGUUUCGUCAGACAAGUGAGAGAGUUUUACCAGGUCAUCAUCAGAGGAGGCGGCCACAUUCUGCCUUACGACCAACCAGCCAGGUCCUUUGAUAUGAUUGACAGGUUCCUCUCCACACGAGGGUGGCUAUAGAAGCAAGAUCAAUCACAGUGAUGAGUUGAAUCAGCACAAUUAAUGAGAUUAACUGAUAUUUGCCGAUGGGUGCUGGUGUCUCAGUCGUACCGUCAAAUCACAAUUGCAAAAUGCCUUGUAUUAUUUUAAGUCUGUUUUUAAAGGAAUCAUUGCUGCAUUUGUUUUUUUAAGUAACUUGAUUUACCAGGAAAUAAAAUGCACUUUUAAAAGAAAUGCAUUGUGCUUAUAUCAUGAAUCCCGACUUAACUAAAUAAGCAUAAAAUGGAUGACAGUCGGUUAGCUGCAUGUUGCAGAGCAAGUGCUUUAUUUUCAUACCAUAAUGUAACUGCAGCGAUAAUGUCGGACAUCUGUACAAAUGCAAAAAAAAAACAAAAAUGGGGGACACAAAUGUACAAAGUUAUGCAGACAAGGAUCAAUUGAUGACAUAUAAAGAACGUAUUGACGCGUUGAAACGAGCCUCCACGGAGACAAAAGGCAAGUGCUACAAUGCAAACAUUAUGUACACGCAUGUAUUUCCCUUCAACAAGAAAGGUGGUUGCUUUACAUGGAUAUGAUUAUACAAAUUCAGGGCAUUAUUUACAAUAUUUAUUACAUUUAAUAAAGUAUUCAUGUGUAGGAAUUAUUCUCCGACACAACAUUUUCCUCCAUAUAAAGCAACAAAUAUGAAUUUUCCUGAAAUCUGCCAUUUUUGUCACAACAGUGACGUCCUCCUGCUGAGUCCCACUCAAAUGAUUUCAUGUGAGAUUUUGUUUAAUAAUAAUAAUAAUACAAGAUGUGGUUUCAAAAGAUGGAAUAAAGCCCUUUUUGAGGAGAACACAUUCAUCCACACACACAGGAGGGGGGUGUCCGAUGUGUAACGAUAACAACAACAAAAACAAGACAUUUACUAUGCAGACACUAUGUAGCGGUCUUAGUGCAGGAGGAACUUUGGUUGUGUGCAGGUCUCUUGAAAUGCUGGCUUUUCGACUGUAUAAAACAGCAUUUUUUUUUACUUUACUGAGAGUAUUAGGGACACAAUUCAGAAUAAAAUGGUAAAUUUAUGAGAAACAAAGUUGUACAUUUAAGACUUUGCUGUAAUGCCUUUUAUUACUAAUACUAAAAAUGUUAUUAAUUAUCACAAAGUAUUAGGGCCACAUUGGAAAACAAAAAUAUAAGAUUUUGAGAAUACAGUUGUAAGUUUACGAGAAAAUAAACU
Doryrhamphus excisus (bluestripe pipefish) is the source of this 2775-nucleotide messenger RNA. It is a transcript of the gene cpvl, whose product is annotated as carboxypeptidase vitellogenic like. Gene Ontology annotation, molecular function: serine-type carboxypeptidase activity. Gene Ontology annotation, biological process: proteolysis. The record is from RefSeq and is a predicted model, not a curated record. NCBI's taxonomy places the organism in Eukaryota, Metazoa, Chordata, Actinopteri, Syngnathiformes, Syngnathidae.